Molecule: messenger RNA, 11409 nt
Organism: Pipistrellus kuhlii (Kuhl's pipistrelle)
Lineage: Eukaryota; Metazoa; Chordata; Mammalia; Chiroptera; Vespertilionidae
Gene: MYO15A
Product: myosin XVA
Exons: 65
Coding region: 12-10496 (3494 amino acids)
Cellular component (GO): myosin complex; cytoskeleton
Molecular function (GO): cytoskeletal motor activity; ATP binding; protein binding
Source: RefSeq, a predicted model, not a curated record
AGGCAGCCGCCAUGGCGGACGAAGAGAAGAAAGCCAAGAAGAAGAAGAAGAAGGGCGAGCCCGAGAAGCCCAAGCGGAGCUUGAAGGGGACCUCCCGGCUGUUCAUGGGCUUCCGGGACCGCACCCCCAAGAUUUCCAAGAAGGGCCAGUUCCGCAGCGCCUCGGCCUUCUUCUGGGGGCUGCACACCGGCCCGCAGAAGACCAAGCGCAAGCGCAAGGCGCGCACCGUGCUGCAGUCCACGUCCAAGCUCAUGACGCAGAUGCGCGUGGGCAAGAAGAAGCGCGCCAUGCGGGGCAAGAAGCCGUCCUUCAUGGUCAUCCGCUUCCCCGGCCGCCGCGCCUACGGCCGCCUGAAGCCCCGCGCGCAGUCGCUCAGCAAGGCCUCCACCGCCAUCAACUGGCUCACCAAGCGCUUCCUCCUCAAGAAGGCGGAGGAGGCGGGCAGCGAGCAGGCCGUGCUGGACGCCUGGCUCAGCCGCCCGGGCUCGCGCGUGGGCUCCCGCAAGCUGCCCUUCCCCUCGGGCGCCGAGAUCCUGCGGCCCGGCGGCCGCCUGCGCAGGUUCCCGCGCAGCCACAGCAUCUACGAGUCCGGCGACCCCGUGGGCUUCCUGCCCUUCGAGGACGAGGCCCCGUUCCGGCACACGGGCUCCCGCCGCUCGCUGUACGGGCUGGAGGGCUUCCAGGACCUGGGCGAGUACUACGACUACCACCGCGAGGGCGACGCCUACUACGACCAGCGCUCGCUGUCCCAGUUCGAGGAGCGGGAGCCCGGCCUGGCGCCCUACGCGCCCUACGGCCCCUACCCCUACGGCGCCUACGGCCCCUACGACCCCUACAGCCCCUACAGCGCCUACGGCCCCUACAGCCCCGCCUGGCCGCCCUUCGGGGACCACACUCAGGCCUACCCGCCCGAGGGCCCCUACGACUACUACCCCCUGGACUACUACGGCGGCCCCUACCACCCCGCGGCCGCCUACGGCUACGGCUACGAGGACCACGAGCCCCCCUACGCCCCCCCGGGGGGGUACGCGUCUCCCUACGGCUACUACGACGCCGAGCCGUACCCGCAGAGCUACCUGGACCCCUUCGCCCCCUACGAUGCGCCGUACCCGCCCUAUGAAGCCCCCUACGGGGCGCCCUAUGAAGCCCCCUACGGGGCGCCCUAUGAGGCCCCCUAUGGCAUCCCCUACGCGGAAGGCUUCUACGGCGGCGGGGACCAGGCCAUCUACCCCCCCGAGGUGCCCUAUCUUUACCCGGAGGAGUCGGCCUUCGCAUACCCGUGGGUGCCGCCGCCCAUCCUGUCCCCCCACAACCCCUACGCCUACCCCAUGGAUGACAUCGCGGAGGAGCCGGAGGAGGCGCCCAGGGAGCGGCGGGAGACCUCCUUCCGCCUGCCCAGCGCCACCUUCUUCGAACAGCAAGGCAUGGACAAGCCCGCCAGGUCCAAGCUCUCCCUCAUCCGCAGGUUCCGCCUCUUCCCGCGGCCCCAGGUGAAGCUGUUCGGGAAGGAGAAGCUGGAGGUGCCGCUGCCGCCCUCCUUGGACAUCCCCCUGCCCUUGGGGGACGAGGAGGACGAGGAGGACGAGGAGGAGGUGCCCCCCGCGCGCGCCCGGCCCUACGCGCACCCGCUCUGGGGCUUCCUCACUCCGCGCCAGCGCAACCUGCAGCGGGCGCUGUCGGCCUUCGGCGCCCACCGCGCCCCCCGCGGCAUGGCCUUCGGCCCCGAGUUCGCGCCCCCGCGCCCGGCCACGUCGCUGGCGCGCUUCCUCAAGAAGACGCUGUCGGAAAAGAAGCCGGUCCCACGGCUCGGCGGCAGCCAGAAGGCCCGGCGUGGCGGCCCCGCCGUCCGGGAGGCGGCCUACAAGCGCUUCGGCUACAAGCUGGCGGGCAUGGACCCCGACCGGCCCAACACGCCCAUCAUGCUGCGCCGCGCCCACGACCGCGCGCGCCCCCCCGGCGCCCCGGCCCGCGCGCCCCCGCCCGCCGCCGCCCACUGGAGCGCGCUGCUCGCCCCGCCCGCGCCCCGCGCCCCCAGCCCCGCGCCCGCGCCCGCGCCCGCCUCGCCCUACGGCUCGCUCCGCCGCCACCCGCCGCCCUGGGCCGCGCCGGCGCACGUGCCGCUGCCCCCGCAGGCCGCCUGGUGGGCCUUCGCGGAGCCCCCGCCCGUGAGCCCCGACGUGCCCCUCGACCUGCUGGCCUUCCCUGGACCCCGGCCUUCGUUCCGGGGCUCACGGCGCGGGGCGACCUUCGGCUUCCCCGGGGCCUCUCCGCCGGCGUCGCGGAGGCAGGCCUGGCCCCCGCUGCCCUCUCCGCAGCCCUCGCUCCGGAGCCUGCCCGGCCUGGGCUACCGCUCCCCCCUGGGGCCCUUGUCCCCCCAGCUCUCCAUGCGGGCCUUCUCGCCCCUGCCCCGCCGCCCCCAGUCGCUGCGGGAGCCCCUGUCCCCGCGCCGCGUCUCCCGGCGGCCGGGCCCCCCGCAGCCGCCCUUCCCCUCCCCGCUGCUGGGCGCCCGCCGGCGUGGCUCGCUCAACCUGCCCUCGCGCUUCCCGCACACGUGGCGCCGCCUCAGCGAGCCGCCCACCCGCGCCGUGCAGCCCCGGGUGCGGCCGCCCUUCCGGAGGUCGCUGGGCCCGCGCUCGUGGCCCGCGGCAGUGGCUGCAGCCUCGGCCGCCGCGGAGCUCCAGGAGGGCCGGCAGGAGCCUGAGGACUCGGACGUGCCCUGGACGGUGCCCCCGCUGGUCCCCAGCUGGGACGUGGACGUGCCCCCGCCUCAGCGCCCUUCCUCGCCUUGGCCGGCCCGGGCAGGCAGCCGCCGCGGCUUCUCCAGGCCGCCGCCCAUACCCGAAAACCCCUUUCUGCAGCACCUCGGCCCUGGGCCGGCCCCGGACUCCCAGCUGGAAGACUCAGACCCUGCCAUGACUGAUGUCUUCCUGGGUAGACACCAUGAUCCCGGGCCUGGAGAGCUCACCAAAUCCGCCAGCCCCAGCCCUGAGAAGCCCAAAGAAGAGGCCUUCGCCGGGAGCCCUGGGCCACCAGCAGAGCCUGAGCCCCCAAGCCCAGAGCCCCCCAAGAGCUCUCCCCCAGAGCAGAAGGCGCUAAGGCUCAGCCUCUCCCACCCUCUGGCCGCUCGCGAUAGGAUGAGGGCCACGUGGCCGCCACGGCGCCGCUGGGGAACACUGCCCAGGGCCCCGGCCCCCUUGCAGCCCCCUGGUGUCCCAGGGCCCCCGCCCAGGGCAGCUGAGCGGCACCACGCAGGCCCCGGGCGUCUGGCUGUGGUCCUGCCUCAGGUGCAAAAACCGAGCUCUCCCCAGCGCCCUGGUCCUGCCACCCUGCGGCCCCCCACCCAGCCGGCCACGGACCCAGAACCCAGCCUCAAGCCCAGAGCCUGGAGUGUGCUCUGGUCCACGCUCUGGCUGCCAGCGAAGACCCACCCGCCCUGGCCACAAGUGCAUGCCUGCCCCCGUUCCUGCCGCCUGGGCCCCGAAGCUGCCGUUCUGCCCCACAGGGGCCCCUGGGAAGAGGUUAGCCUCAAACGCUGGCGGAACAAGAUGCACUCCAUCCGCAACCUGCCGUCCGCGCGGUUCCCGGAGCAGCAGCGGGAGGACGGUGUGGAGGACAUGACACAGCUGGAAGACCUCCAGGAGACCACCGUGCUGUCCAACCUCAAGACCAGAUUUGAACGGAACCUCAUUUACACCUACAUCGGCAGCAUCCUGGUGUCAGUGAACCCUUACCGGAUGUUCGGGAUCUACGGGCUGGAGCAGGUGCACCAGUACAGAGGGCGGGCCCUGGGAGAGAACCCCCCGCAUCUCUUUGCAAUCGCAAAUCUCGCCUUCGCCAAAAUGCUCGAUGCCAAACAGAACCAGUGCAUAAUUAUCAGUGGCGAGAGCGGCUCUGGGAAAACCGAGGCCACGAAGCUGAUCCUGCGCUACCUGGCCUCCGUGAACCAGAAGCAGGGCUUCCUGCAGCAGGUGAGCAUCCUGGAGGCCACACCCCUCCUGGAGUCCUUCGGAAACGCCAAAACUGUCAGGAAUGACAACUCCAGCCGCUUCGGGAAGUUUGUGGAGAUCUUUCUGGAAGGGGGCGGGAUCUCCGGUGCCAUAACCUCCCAGUACCUGCUCGAGAAGUCCAGGAUUGUGUUUCAGGCCAAAAACGAGAGGAACUACCACAUCUUCUACGAGCUGCUGGCUGGGCUGCCCGCCCCGCUGCGGCAGGCCUUCAGCCUGCAGGAGGCGGAGACCUACUACUACCUGAACCAGGGCGGGAACUGCGAGAUCGCGGGGAAGAGUGACGCGGACGACUUCCGCCGGCUGCUCGCCGCCAUGGAGGUGCUGGGCUUCAGCGGGGAGGACCAGGACAGCAUCUUUCGCAUCCUGGCCUCCAUCCUGCACCUGGGCAACGUCUACUUCGAGAAGUACGAGACAGACGCACAGGAGGUGGCCUCGGUGGUGAGCGCCCGGGAGAUCCAGGCCGUGGCCGAGCUGCUGCAGAUCUCCCCUGAGGGGCUGCAGAAGGCCAUCACCUUCAAAGUGACCGAGACCAUCCGAGAGAAGAUCUUCACCCCCCUGACUGUGGAGAGUGCCGUGGAUGCCAGGGAUGCCAUCGCCAAGGUCUUGUAUGCGCUGCUGUUCGGGUGGCUCAUCGCCAGGGUCAACGCGCUGGUCUCCCCGCCGCAGGAGGCACUGUCCAUCGCCAUCUUGGACAUCUAUGGCUUCGAGGACCUGAGCUUCAACAGCUUCGAGCAGCUGUGCAUCAACUACGCGAACGAGAACCUUCAGUACCUUUUCAACAAGAUCGUCUUCCAGGAGGAGCAGGAGGAGUACCUCCGCGAGCAGAUCGGCUGGCGGGAGGUCGCCUUCGCUGACAACCAGCCCUGCAUCAACCUCAUCUCCCUGAAGCCCUACGGCAUCCUGCGCAUCCUCGACGACCAGUGCUGCUUCCCCCAGGCCACAGACCACACGUUCCUGCAGAAGUGCCACUACCACCACGGCGCCAACCCUCUGUACUCCAAACCCAAGAUGCCGCUGCCCGAGUUCACCAUCAGGCACUACGCGGGCAAAGUCACCUACCAGGUGCACAAGUUCCUGGACAAGAACCACGACCAGGUGCGGCAGGACGUGCUGGACCUCUUCGUUCGGAGCCGGACGCGGGUGGUGGCACGCCUCUUCUCCAGCCACGCCCCCCAGGCCGCCCCUCAGCGCCUGGGCAAGAGCAGCUCCGUCACCCGCCUCCACAAGGCCCACACCGUGGCCGCCAAGUUCCAGCAGUCGCUCCUGGACCUGAUAGAAAAGAUGGAGAGGUGUAACCCCUUGUUCGUGCGCUGCCUGAAGCCCAAUCACAAGAAGGAGCCGGGCCUCUUUGAGGCGGACGUGGUGAUGGCCCAGCUGCGCUACUCGGGGGUGCUGGAGACCGUGCGCAUCCGCAAGGAGGGCUUCCCGGUGCGGCUGCCGUUCCAGGCCUUCGUCGACAGGUACCGCUGUCUGGUGGCCCUGGAGCACAACCUGCCAGCCAGCGGGGACAUGUGUGUGUCGGUGCUGAGCCGCCUGUGCACAGUCAUGCCAAACAUGUACCGCGUUGGCGUCAGCAAGCUCUUUCUCAAGGAGCACCUCCACCAGCUCUUGGAGAGCAUGCGGGAGCACGUCCGCAACCUGGCGGCCCUCACCCUGCAGCGCUGCCUGCGUGGCUUCUUCAUCCGGCGCCGCUUCCGCUCCCUGCGCCGCAAGAUCGUCCUGCUGCAGAGCCGGGCCCGGGGCUUCCUGGCCAGGCAGCGGUAUCAGCAGAUGAGGAGGAGUCUGGUGAAGUUCCGGUCCUUAGUGAACACAUACGUGAGCCACCGGCACCGCCUCAAGCUGAGGGCAGAGCGGAGGCUCCGGGUGGAGGAGGUGCGGCUGCGGGAGCAGGAGGAGCUGAGCAAGCGGGAGGUGGUAGCCGUGGGGCACCUGGAGGUGCCGGCAGAGCUGGCUGGGCUCCUGCGAGCGGCGGCAGGCCUCCGGCCAGCACAGACGCCCCGGGUGGCACCUGUCCGGACUCCCCGGCUCCAGGCUGAGCCCCGCGUCACGCUGCCCCUGGAUAUCAACAACUACCCCAUGGCCAAGUUUGUCCGGUGCCACUUCAAGGAGCCUGCCUUCGGGAUGCUGACAGUGCCCCUGAGGAUGCCCCUCACUGGGCUGCCAGCAGAGCACCACGCAGAAGCCGUGAGCAUCUUCAAGCUGGUCCUGCGUUUCAUGGGCGACCCCCACCUGCACGGCGCCCAGGAGCACGUCUUCGGGAACUACAUUGUGCAGAAAGGGCUGGCAGUGCCCGAGCUCCGGGACGAGAUCCUGGCUCAGCUGGCCAACCAGGUGUGGCGCAACACCAGGACCCACAAUGCCGAGCGGGGCUGGCUCUUGCUGGCUGCCUGCCUCAGUGGCUUUGCACCUUCCUCGCGCCUCAACAAGUACCUGCUCAAGUUUGUGUCUGACUACGGGCGGAGCGGCUUCCAGGCCGUGUGCCAGCACCGCCUCAUGCAGGCCAUGGGCCGGGCCCAGCAGCAGGGCCCCGGGGCUGCCCGCACCUUCCCCCCGACCCAGCUCGAGUGGACGGCAGCGCGGGAGAAGGCCAGCAUGGCUUUGGAUGUGGGCUGCUUCAACGGCGACCAGUUCUCCUGCCCGGUUCACUCCUGGAGCACGGGGGAGGAGCUCGCUGGAGACAUCCUGCGGCACAGGGGGCUGGCGGACGGCUGGCGGGGCUGGACGGUGGCCAUGAAGCACGGGGCCCAGUGGGCGGAGCUGGCUGGCCACGACUACGUGCUGGACCUGGUGUCGGACCUCGAGCUGCUCAGGGACUUCCCACGACAGAAGUCCUACUUCAUUGUGGGUGCAGAAGGGCCCGUGGCGGGCCGAGGAAGCCCGAGAGCGGUGUUUGGGAACAGCUGGGACUCAGAUGAGGACAUGCCCACAAAGCCUCAACCACAGGGGCACGUGGCGGACUCCAAUGGGUACUGCAGCCACAAUGAGGACAGUACAGAUGGGGAGACUGAGGCCCAGAGAGGCCUGGACAGCCCCGGAGAGCCUGCUGUGUCCCACAAGGGCCUGGACUGCUACCUGGACAGCCUCUUCGACCCCGUGCUGUCCGGGGAUGCGGACCUGGAGAAGCCGACGGCCAUUGCCUAUCGCAUGAAAGGGGGAGGCCAGCCUGGGGGCGGCGGCGGCGGCACCGAAGACACCCCCGAGAGACCCCCAGAGCCAAAGCCAAUCCCAGUCCUGGACGCCUCCACCUUGGCUCUGCAGCAAGCUUUCAUCCACAAGCAGGCCGUGCUGCUGGCCAGAGAGAUGACCCUGCAGGCCAUGGCCCUCCAGCAGCAGCCCCUGAGUCCCGCCCCAAGGCCCUUCCCCGCGGAGAAGCCCCCAGCCCCCGAGACACGGCCAACGCUCGUGGGCACCGGACCCCCGGCCAAGCCCGUGCUCCUGCGCUCCGCCCCGAAGCCCUCAACCCCCACCCUCCCGGCCAAGGCCCCCAGGCCCCCCACCAAGCCCGUGGCUGCCCCCAUUCUACCUCAGGACAGGUCUUCUCCAGAAACCACUCUGCCGGGCCCCGAGCUGGUCCGCUACUCCACGCUCAACUCGGAGCACUUCCCGCAGCCCACGCAACAGAUCAGGAACAUCGUCCGGCAGUACCAGCAGCCGCCGCAGGGCGGGCAGCCCAAGGCCCUCAGGAAGGACUGCGGGAGGGUGUUCGCCAAGCGGCCAGACCCCCACGAGGAAGCCCUGAUGAUCCUGAAAGGGCAGAUGAGCCACGCGGCGGCAGCACCUGGCACACAGGUGCCCAGGGAGGCUGUGGCCCUGGUGAAGCCAGUGACCAGCGCACCAAGGCCAUCCAUGCGACCUGCGCCAGCACUGCCCUCAAGGUCGCUGGAGCCAGCCGAGGACCCAGUGCAGACGCAGUUGCACCGCCUCCCCAACCCCAGUUUCUAUGGCUACCAGGACCCCCCCUGGCAGAUCUUCCUGCGCAAAGAGGUGUUUUACCCGAAGGACAGCUACAGCCACCCCGUGCAGCUGGACCUCCUGUUCCGGCAGAUCCUGCAUGACACGCAGUCCGAGGCCUGCCUGCGCAUCUCCGAGGACGAGAGGCUCAAGAUGAAGGCCCUGUUUGCCCAGAACCAGCUGGACACACAGAGGCCCCUGGUGACGGAGAGCGUGAAGCGGGCCGUGGUCAACACCGCACGCGACAGCUGGGAGGUCUACUUCUCCCGCCUCUUCCCGGCCACGGGCAGCGUGGGCACGGGCGUGCAGAUCCUCGCUGUGGCCCACACGGGCAUCAAGCUCCUGCAGAUGGCCAGGGGCAGCCGGGAGGCCAGCGGGCGGCUGCGUGUCCUGCGCACGUACAGCUUUGCGGACAUCCUGUUUGUGACCAUCCCCUCCCGGAACAUGCUGGAGUUCAACCUGGCCAGCGAGAAGGUCAUCCUCUUCUCAGCCCGCGCUCGGCAGGUCAAGACCCUGGUGGACGACUUCAUCCUGGAGCUGAAGAAGGACUCGGACUACGUAGUGGCCGUGAGGAACUUCCUGCCCGAGGACCCGGCGCUGCUGGCCUUCCACAAGGGCGACAUCAUCCACCUGCAGCCGCCGGAGCCGCCCCGCCUGGGCUACAGCGCCGGCUGUGUCGUCCGCAAAAAGGUGGUGUACCUGGAGGAGCUGCAGCGGAGAGGCCCUGACUUCGGCUGGAGGCUCGGCACCGUCCACGGGCGCGUGGGGCGCUUCCCCUCCGAGCUGGUGCAGCCCGUGGCCGCCCCCGACUUCCUGCAGCUGCCCGCGGAGCCCAGCCGGGGCCGUGCCGCCGCCGUGGCCGCCGCCGUGGGCGCCACGGCCGCCGCGUGGGAGGUGGGCCGCAGGAGAGAGGGUUCCCCCCUCAGGACCGGCCCGGCUGGUCCUGGGGAGGAUGGCCUGGCUCCCCCACCGCGCACAAUGCUGGCGUUCGCCCAGAAGUAUUUCCGAGACCCUCAGAGGAGACCCCAGGACGGCCUCAGGCUCAAAUCCAAGGAGGGCCGGGAGUCCAGAACCUUGGAGGACAUGCUCCGCUUCACCAAGAGCCCGCUCCAGGAAUCCCUCAUCGAGCUCAGCGACGCCGACCUCAGCAAGAUGGCCGCCGACAUGUUCCUAGCCGUGAUGCGGUUCAUGGGGGACGCCCCGCUGAAGGGCCAGCGCGAGCGGGAUGUGCUCUGCACCCUCCUGAAGCUGUGCACCGAGCAGGAGGCCCUGCGGGACGAGUGCUACUGCCAGGUGGUGAAGCAGCUCACAGACCGCGCCAGCAGCGAGCAGGACAGCUGCCUGCGGGGCUGGAGGCUGCUGUACAUCCUGACCGCCUAUCACAGCUGCUCGGAGGUCCUCCGGCCACCCCUCGUCCGCUUCCUCCAGGACGUGAGCCAGAGCCCAGGCCUGCCCUUCCAGGGAAUCGCCAAGGCCUGUGAGCAGAACCUGCAGAAAACCCUGCGCUGCGGCGGCCGCCUGGAGCUGCCCAGCAGCAUGGAGCUCCGGGCUCUGUUGGCGGGCCGCAGCUCCAAGAGGCAGCUCUUCUUCCUCCCGGGGGGCCUCGAACGCCAUCUCAAAAUCAAAACCUGCACCGUGGCCCUGGACGUGGUGAAGGAGAUCUGUGCGGAGAUGGCCUUGACCCGCCCCGAGGCCUUCGAUGAAUACGUCAUCUUCCUCGUCACCAGCCGAGGCCAGCACGUGUGCCCACUCAGCCGCUGCACCUACAUCCUGGACGUGGCCUCGGAGAUGGAGCAGGUGGACAGCAGCUACAUGCUCUGGUUCCGGCGUGUGCUCUGGGAUCAGCCACUGAAGUUUGAGAAUGAGCUAUACGUGACCAUGCACUAUAACCAGGUCCUGCCCGACUACCUGAAGGGCCUCUUCAGCAGCAUGCCAGCAGGCCAGCCCCGCGAGCAACAGCUGCAGCAGGUGUCCAAGCUGGCGUCCCUGCAGCACCGGGCCAAGGACCACUUCUACCUGCCCAGCAUACGGGAGGUCCAGCAGUACAUCCCGGCCCAGCUCUACCACUCCACGGCCGGCUCCACCUGGCUCAGCCUGGUCAGUCAGCACCGGCAGCAGACACAAGCGCUCAGCCCCCACCAGGCCCGCGCCCAGUUUCUGGGCCUCCUCAGCGCCUCACCCAUGUUUGGCUCCUCCUUCUUCUUCAUCCAGAGCUGCAGCAACCUUGCUGUGCCGGCCCCCAGCAUCCUUGCCGUCAACCAGAAUGGCCUCAACUUCCUCAGCACUGAGACCCACGAGCUGAUGGUGAAGUUCCCCCUGAAGGAGAUCCAGUCGACAUGGACCCAGCGGCCCACAGCCAGCUCCAGCUACCCCUACGUGGAGAUCGUGCUGGGGGACGUGGCAGCCCAGCGCACCAUGCAGCUGCAGCUGGAGCAGGGCCUGGAACUGUGUCGAGUGGUGGCUGUGCACGUGGAGAACCUGCUCAGUGCCCGGGAGAAGCAGCUCACGCUGCCCCCCAGUGAGAUCACGCUGCUCUGACCCGGCCUCCAGCCCUGCAACUGCACUCUGCCAGGAGGCUUGCUCUGUGGCCCGGGGGAGCUACCGGGUUUGCUGAGCUAAUGACCUCCACACGGACCAGAACCUGAGGGGAGACCAAAAUGGAGGAGGAGGAAUGACCCAAGUCCCCAGGAACCCAAGACCUAUCCAGAGUUGGGAUGGAGUCAAGACAUGCAAUCUUGACCCAGAACGCAGGAGGAACCCCCAAAGGCUGCCCACGAGCCUCCUGCCAAGUACACUGCAGGCCCUGGCCCUGACUCCCACCUGUGGCAGGGAAGCCCCAAACCAGUGGCCUGGAUGAACUGGACUUUGCCUUUAGUUUGAUGGGUCUGAUGUUCUGCUCCAAAGUCCAGAUCUGCUCCACUUCUCAACCUCUCACAUGUCCUCCUUGGGCCCCCGUACUGGCGUGCAACUUGGAUUCAUGACCCUUGGUUAUUUCAAUACAAAUAAAAGGUGCACCUGGCAGCUAGUCCUCCAUGGCUGCUGAGUGGCUGGAAAACAAAUCUGAGGGAGGAAGCAGGAGCUGGAGGCCUAGCUGUGCCCCUGACUCACUGCCUAUGAACAGAACUUCCAGCAGAGGUCUACCUCUACCUCUCCCUGUAGACCUCUGUGUCUCACUCCUUGGGUAACCCCAACCCUGGGCCCCAUCAUUGGAUGGGCCACAUAAGGUUCAAGAGAGUAGAGUGGAGAAAGAAAUUCCAUGUUAGGGGCUGGGGAGGGAGAAGUCUGAGAGCUUCCCAAGGAAUAGGACUUUGUUAUUGGGUUUUGAAGGCUGAGUAGGAGUUUGUUAGGACUAGAUGGAGCAGAGGGGAGUAAACGUUCCAGAGAAAAUGGUCUUUGUUCCCUACUAUAUUCUCCAGAGCCUACGACAAUGCCUAACACAAAUUAGGCACUU